AUGUUUCUAACAAGUCUUAGCGGAGGAUCCAUCUAUGUUUCACACGCAAAUACCCUCGACUUCAGAAAGCUGCCUUUGCUCUUUGUAGAAAGUCCAGUUGCAGUGGGUUAUGACGUAAUUGGCCAGGACGUUUAUUGGACAGAUGUGGAGCGGAAGGUUUUGAGUGCAGCCCAAAUGGACGGGUCUAAUCAAAGAAUAGUCGCACAAGGACUAGGAGUUCCUGAUGGCUUAUUUGUCGACAGCGAAAACAGGUUGAUUUUCUGGACGGAUGCGGAAUUGAAGACCAUCGAAACGAUCGAGUUUGACGGAUCCAACCAGAGAGUAUUGAUCAACGAUCUGGACAUGCCGAGGGCUAUCAUAGUUGUUCCGACCAAUGACAAGCUUUAUUGGACCGACUGGGGUACCACACCCGAUAUCGAGAUGUCCAAUCGGGACGGGUCGGAUCGUCAGGUGAUCAUUGAUACGGAGCUCGGAUGGCCUAAUGGCAUCACGUAUGACAGUAAAGGAAAUCGUUUGAUUUGGUGUGACGCUCUUCUCGACAAGAUUGAAACGAGCGCCCUCGACGGCAGUCUGAGGAAGACCCUCCUUGAUGUCACACACGGUGUCCUACAUCCAUUUGGUGUUGUGGUCUAUGAGGGGACAUUGGUGUGGAGUGACUGGAUCCUGCAAGGUGUCGGGGUAAUGGAGGGUCAGAACCAUACCUGGCCAUCUCUUUACACGAGAAUUGGCAUUAUCGAACAACCAAGUGGCUUCUGCAUCGUAGUUGACGCCUGCUCUGCCGGGCCUUGCAAAUUUGGAACUUGUCACCCGUUUAAGGUGUCUAAUUAUGAAUGCCAUUGUAUGACUGGCUAUAUUGGCAAAAACUGUGAUACAAAAGUGACAUGCGACUCACCGACUGGACUCUCAUCAGACACUUAUAUUGCUGAUCCAAAAGAUAGCUACAGUCCCGGUGAGAAUGUCGUCAUCGUAUGCAAUAGCAGCACGACCAACGAGACUGUACAAACAACUUGGACGUGCAAUGGGACAACUGGAGAAUGGGAUAUCAGCGAAGAUCUUAAGUGUCCAGAAUUAUCAACGAGUUCAAUAGCUUUGACUCUCGAGAUAUUUGCCGCAUUGGCCGCCCUGGUAUUGGUGGCUGUCGUCAUUUUCGGGAUUUGCACAUGUAUGACACAAAGGGAUCAAUCUCCAGUCAAUAAUAGAACUACACCGAAGCAAGUAGAUGAUCGCGGUCCUCUCCCUUGUGUUCCAUCGGAUAUAAACGAAGAUUAUCACUAUUACAGUGGAUUAACUAAUCCUACCAGUGAUCAUGGGCACAUAUACAUGACCAGUCUUGCAGAUUACAAUACACAACAGGACACCUUCGAUUCACGAUAUAGCUACCUAAGACCAAAUUCUACUGCAUGAAUCAGAUGAUUUUUGUUUAUGUAGUGUCGUUUCCUAUAAAAUAUAAUU
This is a messenger RNA of Lytechinus pictus (painted urchin), 1452 nucleotides long. RefSeq names its product low-density lipoprotein receptor-related protein 4-like. The coding region runs from base 1 to 1404 and encodes 467 amino acids. The transcript has 7 exons. NCBI's taxonomy places the organism in Eukaryota, Metazoa, Echinodermata, Echinoidea, Temnopleuroida, Toxopneustidae. The record is from RefSeq and is a predicted model, not a curated record. Gene Ontology annotation, molecular function: calcium ion binding.